Molecule: messenger RNA, 1139 nt
Organism: Chara braunii
Lineage: Eukaryota; Viridiplantae; Streptophyta; Charophyceae; Charales; Characeae
Source: the annotation of a GenBank genome assembly
UUGGGAGGAUUUGCAGGUGUGCGAUGACGCGACUGAGGAUACUUCCGGGAAAAGCUCCGCAUGUCCAGGAGAGUUUUCAUGGAGAUCAGGGAAGCCUGUGCACCUCAUUUACAACGAGAGGUCAUGUUCUACAGGGAGCUGCUUCAGCCAGAGCUGAUCGUCGCCUACGCACUGUAUAGGUGGGCUACAGGAGAGACAUACGACAACAGCACAUCAUCUUUCAGCGUAGACAGAGCUUCCAGACUUAUCGCCGUGCGCGAUGUGACAUCCGCUCUGUUGAGGGUCUACGCGGACAAGAUAUCCUGGCCGACGGGGGUGUGGAAACACGUCGUGCUCCGGGCAUUUCUGGAGAAGGGCUUUCCCAAUGGCCAGGGCGCGGUUGACUACACACACAUCUACGUGGACAAAGCGGCGAACGCGCCCGACGAUAACUACUUCAACCGCAAGCACCGUUUCUCCGUCAUUGCGCAGGUGGUGGUGGACCUGGAUCUGCGCGUUCUUGACGCGUGCGUUGGAUAUCAGGGGAGUUGCCACGACAUCAGGGUGUUCCAGCUGUCAAGUCUGUCGAGGUGCGCGGAAGAGGGAAUGCUGUUUCGUGGGCCACCUGUCACGCUGCCGGGCGGGGUGAGGACAAACGGAUACAUCUUGGGCGACAACGGGUAUCCUCCUUCUGAAUGGGUAGUGGUGUCGUACGGAGGAAUCGAUCAGCACCCCGACGAGGAAAGGCUCGACACGAACCAGAAGGUCGCAAGAGGGGCUGUGGAGAGGUCGUUUGGGAGGUUGAAGGGGAUGUGGAGGUUGUUCCUGCGGAUGCACAGGACAAACCUCGACACUCUACCGCAGCAGUUCAGGCCGUCUGCAUUCUCCACAACAUUCUCCUGGAUGCUGGUAUCGAGUUUGACGAGAAUCUGUUGUGGGAGGUCGACGAGAACGGGGUGCGGCGCCGACUGGAUCUGGGGAUUCAUCGUCCCUCGCAGCCAGUUACCAUGUCGACUUCCACGGACGAGGCAUUCGUGCUCUUCAACCCUCUGGCGGAGCGAAUGAGACUUGUGUGAUCCGUGAUACCGCCUGCCUCUCUCUCGUGUAGAAGACUUUCUUGAUGUUGUGUUCCACUGUCGUCGCUUCAGAGCGCUUGCGUC